Messenger RNA from Carcharodon carcharias (great white shark), 2511 nucleotides. Its product is annotated as zinc-binding protein A33-like. Bases 487 to 1881 code for a protein of 464 amino acids. NCBI's taxonomy places the organism in Eukaryota, Metazoa, Chordata, Chondrichthyes, Lamniformes, Lamnidae. Gene Ontology annotation, molecular function: zinc ion binding; protein binding. The record is from RefSeq and is a predicted model, not a curated record. The transcript is spliced from 6 exons.
GUGAAAGAUAGAAACCACAACUGAGAAUAUUUGCCAACAGACUACAGCAAGAGCACAGGAGAGAAAUAAGCCAAACAGAAAGACGGACUGACAGACAAGAGGGAGAGACAGAGAAAUAGACGGGUGAACAAGUAAAGACAGACUGCAGAGAGAGAGAGAGACAGGGAGAUCGCGAGGAAUAGGCAGGCGUUACAGAGGAAAGACAGAAAAUCGGAGCUAGAGAGAGAGUAAACAGAAAGAGGAAGACGGAGGGAGAUAGAUACAAACAGAGGGAGGCAGACACAGAAAGAGAGAGAGAGACAGACAGACAGACAGAUAGACACAGACAGAGAGACGGUGACAGACACAGAGAUGCGGUGAUAGACACAGGCACAGAGAGAUAGCGAGAGAGACAGACACACACAGAGAGUCAGUGAUAGACACACACAGAGAGAGAGAGAUACGGUGAUAGAGGGAGGGAAGGGAAAUUAUCAGUGGGGAUCAGCCAUGGCUGACAGUUUGAAUGCUGACCUGAGCUGCCCCAUCUGCAUCGAUUUCUUCAUCGAGCCGGUGAGUCUGGAGUGCGGCCACAAUUUCUGCAGGGACUGCAUCCUGAACGCCUGGGCACAGUCGGACCAUGCCAGCCGGAACUCCUGUCCCCAGUGCCGCCGGGAGUCCGGCUGGCUGGACAUCAGGAGUAACCGCCUGUUGGCGAGCAUCGUGGAGGGUUUCCAAAGGCUCUGGCACUCGGAGCCGGCCGCUCCAGAGCUGUCACUGAAGUGCCACCUCCACCAGCAGGACAUCGGCCUCUUCUGCUCGGACGACCUGCAGCUUAUCUGUCGGGCAUGUUGGAGAUCAGAGGAGCACAGGAACCAUGGCUGCACGGCUAUAAAAAACGCUUACAAAGUCUGCAAGGCGAAUUCGAUUCAACUGCUCCAGGACAAACUGAAGCAAUAUCGUGACACACACACAGCAACAGGACUGAAGAUCUCCGAAACCCUGGAACAUACCAACCGCCUGCAGGAUCAGAUUACAGCUGAGUUUGCGGAGCUGCAGCACUUCCUCCAGCAACGGGAGCAAGACCUGAUCCAGCGGCUGAGGGCCACAGCCGAGUCUGCUAUCAAUCAGCUUGUGGAAAACAUGGCACUGAUCUCGAAGCGAAGUGCCCUCGUUGAACAGGCACUUGAAGACAUACAGUCGAUGCAGGAGAAGACACAGCUUCUGAUGGAGAUCAAAGGCAUUCUUCAGAGAUGUGACUUGGAGACUAACCCUGCACUAAAGACUCCCAAACUGAAUCUAGGGGAGUUCAAUGGGCCUCUGCAGUACACAGUAUGGAAACAGAUGCUGAAUAUAAUCAGCCCAGCUCCUGCCCCUUUGACACUGGACUCGGAAUCAGCAAGCUUGGACCUUGUCCUAUCCAAAGACCACACAAUGGUGAAGGGCCGCUCAAAGCUGAAAGCAUUUCCUCACAAUCCCAAGCGGUUCAGUAAUUAUGGCUGUGUGUUGGCGCAGGAAGGGUUUACAUCAGGCAAGCACUACUGGGAGGUCAGUGUGGAGAGCAUCGAUGAGUGGAUCGUUGGUGCAGCCAAAGAGUCCAUUGACAGACACAGCACCAUUGAACUGACACCGUCAAAUGGGUUUUGGAUCUUGAGAAAGUGGAAUGGAAAUAUCUACGGCCCACACCAUGCAAAGGAAUCUGAGUGCCAUCAAAACAUGAACCUUCAGAAGGUUGGCAUCUGUGUAGACUAUGAGGGAGGACAGGUGUCCUUUUAUAAUGCCGAUGACAUGACUCACCUCUACACUUCCACUGACCGAUUCACAGAGAAGAUCUAUCCUUUCUUUCUGCCUUUCCUAGAGUCAGUGACCAAGGAAGUGCUGAAGGUCUUCCAUUUGAAACUGUAGCACAUUGAUAAAGAAAUGAUCUACUCUUCGGUGGACCCGACAUUCAUAGUCAGAUUUUCUGUCGAAUUAUUUUGUGAAUCAUUUUUCGUGUGCCAAGCAUUUCCAUUGAGAUACAAAGCUACGUUUUGUCUUACUGAUUAAACAUUGCUUCCGCAAACUAACAUGUAUCCCAAAUGCUGGCGGUGUGCUGCAGCUCACUCAGGGAGUCCGAGCUGCUGUGGCAACUUGCACUUUCACAUGUGCGCUGUAGCCUGGAGCUACGGAUGGUGAUGGUAGAGGCUCCAACGUCUUUCCAUCACAUGGCUGACCAGGAUUGCCUUCCACUCUUGCUGCCUGGUAUUGACAUGCUUUGGAAGGUUUUGCUGGUUGAUAAUCAACCUAUUUGGCCACACUAUGAACACACCUUCAUACCUUGCUUUUUAAAAUAUCUUUCACAGGAUGUGGGCAUCAUUGGCUAGUCCAGCAUUUAUGGUCCAUCCAUAAUUGCCCUUAUGAAUUAAUCAUCAAGUCUUUGGGUGGGACUCGAAACUGAAGUUUCAGGUUCAGAAGCUAGGACACUGCCCACUGCAGCACAACAGCUCCAUAUCUCAACAUUUUUUCAUUUAUUUACAAUAAAGACUAUUGAAAUUA